Molecule: messenger RNA, 2630 nt
Organism: Triticum dicoccoides
Lineage: Eukaryota; Viridiplantae; Streptophyta; Magnoliopsida; Poales; Poaceae
Product: CO(2)-response secreted protease-like
Exons: 10
Coding region: 159-2516 (785 amino acids)
Biological process (GO): proteolysis
Molecular function (GO): serine-type endopeptidase activity
Source: RefSeq, a predicted model, not a curated record
AGAGAGAGCAGUCAGAGUUGAGAUGAAUCGGAUUCCGAUAAACAAACCAAAAGGAAGGAAGGAAGGAGGCUACAAAUUGGGCCCGCCCAGCGCGCAUGCUGCAGGCAUCAUAUCGGUCACUCCAUUUCUAGCAGGAAACUAGGAGUGAGCAGGGAUCAAUGGUGAACCGCGCGCACUUCGUCAUCCUUGUCCUCGCCUACCGCCUCCUGGUAUCCCUCUCAGCUGAAGCACAGCACACCAAAGAGUCGUAUGUCGUCUACAUGGGGAGUCCUUCCGCUUCCUCGGGAGCCGGCGACGUGGAGGCGGUGCGCGCCGCCCACCUUGAGAUGCUGUCGUCCGUCGUGGCGAGCGGCGAGCAGGAGCCAUGGCCAUCCACGCCGUCGCUGACGCAUAGCUACCACCACGCGUUCGAGGGCUUCGCCGCCGAGCUCACCGAGGAGGAGGCCGCCGCGCUGUCCGACCACGAGAGGGUGGUGUCCGUGUUCCGGGACCGCGCUCUGCAGCUGCACACCACGCGCUCGUGGGACUUCCUCGACACGCAGUCCGGCCUCCGCACCGACCGCCUCGGCCGCCGUGCCUCCGGCGAUGUCAUCAUCGGCGUCAUCGACACCGGUGUCUGGCCGGAGUCGCAGAGCUUCAACGACGCCGGGAUGGGGGACGUGCCGGCGAGGUGGCGAGGCCUGUGCAUGGAAGGCCCGGACUUCAAGAAGAGCAACUGCAACAAGAAGCUCAUCGGGGCUCGGUACUACGGCAUCCAGCCCGGCUCGGCGGCGCCCACGUCGUCUAACGCCUCCCUUGGCGCGGUAACGGCCGCGAUGACCGGCUCGCCGCGAGACACCGUCGGUCACGGCACGCACUGCGCGUCGACGGCCGCGGGCACGGUCGUGGCGGACGCGGACUACUACGGCCUGGCCCGGGGCGCGGCCAAGGGCGGCGCGCCCGCGAGCCGCGUGGCCACGUACAAGGUGUGCACCAUGGGCGGGUGCUCUAGCUCUGCAUUGCUCAAGGCCAUCGACGACGCGGUGAGCGAUGGCGUGGACGUGAUCUCCAUCUCCAUCGGCAUGAGCUCCGCCUUCGCGUCCGACUUCCUCAGCGACCCCAUCGCGCUGGGCGCGUUCCACGCGCACCAGAGGGGCGUCCUGGUGGUCUGCUCCGGCGGCAACGACGGCCCUAAUCCCUACACGGUCGUCAACUCCGCUCCGUGGAUCCUCACCGUCGCCGCUUCCAGCAUCGACCGCACCUUCCAGUCCAGCGUCGUCCUCGGCAACGGGAACGUCGUCAAGGGAGUCGCCAUCAACUUCUCCAACCAAAGCCUCAGCGGAGACCGGUUCCCUCUGGUGUCCGGAGCACAAGCGGCAGGCCGGUACACGCCGGUGUCCGAGGCAAGCAACUGUUAUCCGGGAUCGUUGGACGUGCAGAAGGUAGCCGGAAAGAUCGUAGUGUGUGUGGGCACGAACUCGAUGGUGUCGCGGCGGGUGAAGAAGCUGGUGGCGGAGGGGUCCGGGGCGAGUGGGCUGGUGUUGAUCGACGACACGGAGAAGGACGUGCCGUUCGAUGCCGGCAGCUUCGCCUUCUCCCAGGUGGGCGCCGACUUGGGCGCGCGGAUCCUCGACUACAUCAACUCCACCAAGAAUCCGACGGCCGUGAUCCUCCCGACCGAGGACGUGAAGCUGUUCAAGCCCGCGCCCAUGGUGGCGUCCUUCUCAGCGCGCGGCCCUGGUGGUCUCACCGAAUCCAUCCUCAAGCCUGAUCUAAUGGCGCCCGGGGUCACCAUCCUCGCCGCCGCGAUGCCGUCCACAGACAAGGCGGACGUCCCCGACGGCAACAAGGCCUCGGCAUUCGCCAUCAAGUCCGGCACUUCCAUGGCCUGCCCGCACGUCGCAGGCGCCGGCGCCUUCGUCAAGUCGGCCCACCCGGGCUGGUCCCCGUCCAUGAUCAGAUCAGCUCUCAUGACCACAGCGACGACGAGAAACAACCUCGGGCAGCCGGUUGCGAGCAACACCGGCGCGGUGGCGACCGGACACGACAUGGGCGCCGGCGAGAUCAGCCCGCUGCGGGCGCUCAGCCCGGGCCUGGUGUUCGACACCACCGCAAAGGACUACCUCAACUUCCUCUGCUACUACGGCUACAAGGCCAAGCUCGUUCGCAUGGUCUCCGGCGACGCCGGGUUCGCCUGCCCGCGUGGCACGCCCUCGCCGGAUCUCAUCGCCACGGGCAUCAACUACCCGUCCAUCUCCGUGCCGAGGCUCGCGGCCGGGAAGGCGGUCACCGUGUCGCGCACCGCCAUGAACGUGGGCCCCCCCAACGCCACGUACACGGCGACCGUCGAGGCACCGGCGGGCCUGUCUUUGAAGGUGUUGCCCGAGCGGCUGGUGUUCUCGAGGCGGUGGACGACGGCGGCGUACGAGGUGAGUUUUGCGAGCGCUCGGGCCAGCAAGGGGUACGCUUACGGCGCCGUCACCUGGUCAGAUGGCGCGCACUCGGUCCGGACGCAUUUCGCGGUUAAUGUCGUGUGAUUGUUUUUUUUUCUUUUUUGCGGGGAUACUGUGUUUGCCUCUUCCUUUUCUUUUGUGUCUACUGGAACUUUUUCAGGGUACUGAUUUUUUUUUUGAAAUUCAGUCACAUCUUUA